Drosophila willistoni is the source of this 2536-nucleotide messenger RNA. It is a transcript of the gene cert, whose product is annotated as ceramide transfer protein. The record is from RefSeq and is a predicted model, not a curated record. The coding region runs from base 252 to 2120 and encodes 622 amino acids. The transcript is spliced from 9 exons. Gene Ontology annotation, cellular component: Golgi apparatus. Gene Ontology annotation, molecular function: phosphatidylinositol-4-phosphate binding. Lineage: Eukaryota; Metazoa; Arthropoda; Insecta; Diptera; Drosophilidae. Gene Ontology annotation, biological process: ER to Golgi ceramide transport.
UAACAAAAAGGUUUUCGCUCUGGCCACACUACAAUCAUUAUUCCACAACAACAAGCGGGACCUCCAAAAUAUAAUCCCUCGGUACCCGUACCCAAGGGUACCAAGGUAAUCCAAAACCCAAAAAGUAAAUAAAUAAAAAGAGACGUAAAUACGAAGCAAAGAGUGAAAGAGAGUGCGGCGGCCGUUUUGGUCAGAUAUUUAACCCCCUCCCCUCCAAAACGCACAACGACGAAGACGGCCUUCAAUCCGGCAUGGACAUGACAGCGGCAGCUACAGACACAACAGAUACAGCUGGUGCUGGAACAGUACCAGUUGGUACUGGACAUACCACAAUAGUCACGCCCCUGCAGUCGAGUAAUGAGGCGCCGGCUGCGGCAGCAAUUGGUUCGCAAAGCGAAUCAUCAGAGGAAGAGGAUUAUUUGGACAAUAGCAUUGAAUUGCGUGGAUAUCUAAGCAAAUGGACCAACUAUAUCUAUGGCUGGCAACCGCGCUAUAUUGUUCUAAAAGAUGGUACACUCUCCUACUACAAAUCGGAAUCGGAAUCCGAUCUGGGUUGUCGUGGUGCAAUCAGUUUGGCUAAAGCAACAAUUAAGGCACACGAAUCCGAUGAGCUACGUUUCGAUGUUGUGGUCAAUAAUCUAAACAAUUGGUGCCUUCGAGCUGAGACAAGUGAAGAUCGUAUGCAUUGGGUGGAAGUAUUGCAGCUAUAUAAAGAGGAUACUGGCAGCACGGAUACAACUUCAUUACGUCGCCAUGGCAGCACAAUGUCCUUACAAUCGAAUACUAUAUCAUUGGCCAGCGGUGGCAGUCUCAAGAAAACGCAACGUAAUCUACGUGAAAAGGUCGGCGAACUGGAGACCUUCAAGGAUAUACUUUACGGUCAGAUUGAUACACUGCAACGGUAUUUUGAUGCCUGCUCCGAGUUGAAUAAAAGCAAUACACAGCCCUUGGAUCUCGGUGAUGGUCUAAAGCCCAUUGAUUUCAAGGGUGAGUCAAUUACGUUUCGUGCCACAACGUCCGGCGUUCUAACGACCCUACAACAUUGUUUGGGAAUCAUAAGUGAAAAUGAUGAAUCAUGGAAACGAAAACUGGAGCGUGAAAUUGAUAAACGUCGACGCUCCGAGGAACUGAAUAAAAAGUUGAAAGAUGAAAUGGAAAAAAUGAAACGUUUAUCAUAUCCAGGCCCAGACUUUGAGGAGGGUCCACAUUCCACAUUACCCGAGGAUGAGUUCUUCGAUGCGGUUGAAACGGGUUUGGAGAAAAUUGAGGAGGACAUGCAAUUGCGUUUCAAAUUGAGACUUCAAUCACAAAUCUCACAGACAUUGGUCAAUGUGCCGCAUGAGGCAGUGGCCGAGGGUGAAGAGGCACGCGAGGAGUUCGGUACUGGUGCCGAGGCCAAGAAUCAUGCCCUGUGGUCCGAGAUUGAUCGUGUUUGCAAGGAGCAAUUGCAUCAUGCACGUGAGGGCGUCGGACAGGAUGGCAAUGGUUGGCAAAUUUUUGCCGAUGAGGGUGAAAUCAAAAUGUACAAACGUGAGGAGGAGGUCAAUGGCAUGGUUAUGGAUCCAUUAAAGGCUUAUCAUUCAGUAAACGGUGUGACAGCUAGAGAAAUGUGCCAUUAUUUCUUUAUGCCCGAAUUCCGCAACGAUUGGGAGACUACUUUGGAAGACUGCACCAUUUUGGAGAAAAUCUCAGCGGAUACAUUGCUUUUCCUACAAACCCAUAAACGCAUUUGGCCAGCCAGUCAGCGUGAUGCUCAAUUUUGGUCGCAUAUGCGUAAAAUAACCGAUGGCCUUGAACCAGGAGCAAGGGAUUGUUGGGUCGUGUGUAAUAACUCAACGGAAUAUGCCAAACAGGAGUCAAAGAAUGGCAAAUGUGUACGCAUUUUUCUAACCGUAAUAUUGGCCUGCCAAACCCAUUUACCCGAUGAUUAUGUCAAGGGUCAACCCCUCAAUCGUGAUGAUUUGACCUGCAAAAUAACCUACUGUUCUGUGGUCAAUCCCGGCGGUUGGGCGCCGGCAAGUGCUCUUCGUGCCGUUUAUAAGCGGGAGUAUCCCAAGUUUUUAAAACGGUUCACCGGCUAUGUGAUAGACCAGUGCAAGGACAAACCCAUAAUGUUCUGAUAUUUGCCAUAAGCAACAAAAAUCAAUCAAAAACACAAUAGAAACAAUACACAAAACAAAAAAAAAAAAAUGAAAGACGGAAGAUGAAAAUGAAGCCCAACCAACCAAUCAAAGUUAAUAUUAUCAUUAUCUAUAUAGCUUAGUCUUUAUUUUAUAAGAAAUGCCAAUUCAGUGGCUGAAACAACAACAACAACUUUUUGCAACAAAUCCAAUUUUAUAUACUCUUUAUGAUGAGUUCUAGCCUACCUAUACACUUAUAGAUAUAUACCUAUAUAUAUAUAUAUACAUAUAUACACACAAACACACACAUAUAUAUACAUAUGUGUGUGUCUAUGUGUCAGUGUUCGGGCUGUAAGUGAAAUGUUAAAAUUCCUUUUAAUUUUGUUCAUCUCCCUUUUUUUAUAUAAACAAAUCAA